AUGCUUGGAAACCGUUAUCGGAAAUGUACACCCGACGGUUGGGAUGGUGAAGUUCCAUCUUGUGAACCAAUAAACUGUGGUAACCCUGGCAAAAUUCUGAAUGGAUAUUAUACAGCCUCAAAUGACACAGUUGGAAAUAAAGUGACCUUUUAUUGUGACGUUGGAUACAAGAUGGUGGGCAGAGAUUAUCGACAAUGUACAGCUGAGGGAUGGCUUGGGGAUGUUCCAUCCUGUGAACCAAUAAACUGUGGUAACCCUGGUACAAUUCUGCACGGAUAUUAUAAAGCACCAAAUUGGACAGUUGGUAGUAAUGUUACCUUUUAUUGUGAUAUUGGUUACAAAAUUAUUGGCAGAGAAUAUCGACAAUGUACAGCUGAGGGUUGGGAUGGCGAGGUUCCAUCAUGUGAACCAAUAACCUGUGGUGACCCUGGAGAGAUUCUGAACGGGCAUUAUGAGUUUCUAAAUGAGACAGUUGCAAAUAAAGUUAUUUUUUAUUGUGACUUUGGAUUCAAGUUGGUGGGUAGAUCUUAUCGACAAUGUACAGCUGAAGGGUGGGAUGAUGACGUCCCAUUCUGUGAACCGAUAAACUGUGGAAAUCCUGGUUCAAUUCUGAAUGGAUAUUAUAAAGCAUCAAAAUGGACAGUUGGAAGUAAUGUUACCUUUUAUUGUGACAUUGGAUACAAAAUUAUCGGCAGAGAUUAUCAACAAUGUACAGCUGAUGGUUGGGAUGGUGAGCUUCCAUCCUGUGAACCAAUAACCUGUGGUAGCCCUGGAGAGAUUCUGAAUGGACGUUAUACGACUCCAAAUGAGACAGUUGGAAAUAAAGUGUUUUUUUAUUGUGACUUUGGAUACAAGAUGAUGGGUAGAGCUUAUCGACAAUGUACAGCUGAGGGUUGGGAUGGUGAUGUCCCAUCCUGUGAACAAAUAAACUGUGGAAACCCUGGUUCAAUUCCAAAUGGAUAUUAUAAAUCAUCAAAAUGGACAGUCGGAAGUAAUGUUACCUUUUAUUGUGACAUUGGAUACAAAAUUAUUGGCAGAGAUUAUCGACAGUGUACAUCUGAUGGUUGGGAUGGGGAGGUUCCAUCCUGUGAACCAAUAAGCUGUGGUAACCCUGGGGAGAUUCUGAAUGGAGAUUAUAAGAUAUCAAAUGAGACAGUUGGAAAUAAAGUGAUUUUUUAUUGUGCCUUUGGGUACAAGAUAGUGGGUAGAGCUUAUCGGCAGUGUACAGCUGAGGGUUGGGAUGGUGAUGUCCCAUCCUGUGAACCAAUAACCUGUGGUAACCCUGGCGAGAUAUUGAAUGGAUAUUAUAAUGCAUCAAAUAAGAUAGUUGGAAGCAAAGUUACUUUUUACUGUGAUGUUGGAUACACAAUGCUGGGCAACAGUCAUCGGAAAUGUACAACUGAGGGUUGGGAUGGUGAAGUUCCAUCCUGUGAACCAAUAAACUGUGGUAACCCUGGUGAAAUUCUGAAUGGAUAUUACACAGCAUCAAAUGACACACUUGGAAAUAAAGUGACCUUUUAUUGUGAUGUUGGAUACAAGAUGGUGGGCAGAGAUUAUCGACAAUGUACAGCUGAGGGAUGGCUUGGGGAUGUUCCAUCCUGUGAACCAAUAAACUGUGGCAACCCUGGUUCAAUUCCGAAUGGAUAUUAUAAAGCACCAAAUUGGACAGUUGGAAGUAAUGUUACCUUUUAUUGUGACAUUGGGUACAAAAUCAUUGGCAGAGAAUAUCGACAAUGUACAGCUGAGGGUUGGGAUGGCGAGGUUCCAUCAUGUGAACCAAUAACCUGUGGUCACCCUGGACAUAUUCUGAAUGGGCAUUAUGAGUCUCUAAAUGAGACAGAUGCAAAUAAAGUUAUUUUUUAUUGUGACUUUGGAUACAAGAUGGUGGGUAGAGCUUAUCAACAAUGUACAGCUGGGGGAUGGGAUGGUGAUGUCCCAUCCUGUGAACCAAUUGACUGUGGAAAUCCUGGUUCAAUUCUGAAUGGAUAUUAUAAAGCAUCAAAAUGGACAGUUGGAAAUAAUGUUACCUUUUAUUGUGACAUUGGAUACAAAAUUAUCGGCAGAGAUUAUCAACAAUGUACAGUUGACGGCUGGGAUGGCGAGGUUCCAUCCUGUGAACAAAUGACCUGUGGUAACCCUGGGGAGAUUCUGAAUGGACAUUAUACGACUUCACAUGAGACAGUUGGAAAUAAAGUGUUUUUUUAUUGUGACUUUGGAUACAAGAUAGUGGGUAGAGAUUAUCGACAAUGUACAGCUGAGGGUUGGGAUGGUGAUGUCCCAUCCUGUGAACCAAUAACCUGUGGUAACCCUGGCGAGAUAUUGAAUGGAUAUUAUAAUGCACCAAAUAAGACAGUUGGAAGCAGAGUUACUUUUUAUUGUGAUGUUGGAUACAGAAUGUUGGGUCAUCAUUAUCGGAAAUGUACACCUGAGGGUUGGGAUGGUGAAGUUCCAUCCUGUGAAUCAAUAAACUGUGGUAACCCUGGUGAAAUUCUGAAUGGAUAUUACACAGCAUCAAAUGACACACUUGGAAAUAAAGUGACCUUUUAUUGUGAUGUUGGAUACGAGAUGGUGGGAAGAGAUUAUCGACAAUGUACAGCUGAGGGAUGGCUUGGGGAUGUUCCAUCUUGUGAACCAAUUAACUGUGGUAACCCUGGUUCACUUCUGAAUGGAUAUUAUAAAGCAUCAAAUUGGACAGUUGGAAGUAAUGUUACCUUCUAUUGUGACAUUGGGUACAAAAUUAUUGGCAGAGAUUAUCGACAAUGCACAGCUGAGGGUUGGGAUGGUGAGAUUCCAUCGUGUGAACCAAUAUCCUGUGGUCACCCUGGAGAGAUUCCGAAUGGGCAUUAUAAGGCAUCAAAUGAGAUACUCGGAAAUAAAGUUACUUUUUAUUGUGACUUUGGAUACAAGAUAGUGGGUAGAGAUUAUCGGCAAUGUACAGCUGAGGGGUGGGAUGGUGAUGUCCCAUCCUGUGAACCAAUAAACUGUGGAAACCCUGGUUCAAUUCUGAAUGGAUAUUUUAAAGCAUCAAAAUGGACAGUUGGAAGUAAUGUUACCUUUUAUUGUGACAUUGGUUACAAAAUUAUCGGCAGAGAUUAUCGACAGUGUACAGCUGAUGGUUGGGAUGGGGAGGUUCCAUCCUGUGAAGCAAUAAGCUGUGGUAACCCGGGGGAGAUUCUGAAUGGACGUUAUAUGACACCAAAUGAGACAGUUGAAAAUAAAGUGUUUUUUUAUUGUGACUUUGAAUACAAGAUAGUGGGUAGAGAUUAUCGACAAUGUACAGCUGAGGGUUGGGAUGGUGAUGUGCCAUCCUGUGAACCAAUAACCUGUGGUAACCCUGGCACAAUAUUGAAUGGAUAUUAUAAUGCACCAAAUAAGACAGUUGGAAAUAAAGCUACUUUUUAUUGUGAUAUUGGAUACACAAUGCUGGGUAAGGAUUAUCGGAAAUGUACACCCGAGGGUUGGGAUGGUGAGGUACCAUCCUGUGAAUCAAUAAACUGUGGUGACCCUGGCAAGAUUCCGAAUGGAUAUUAUAUGGUGCCAAAUGAUACAGUUGAAAAUAAAGUAACAUUUUAUUGCGAUGUUGGAUACAAAAUGGUGGGUAGAGAUUAUCGACAAUGUACAGCUGAGGGAUGGGUUGGCGAUGUUCCAUCCUGUGAACCAAUAAACUGUGGUCACCCUGGUUCACUUCCGAAUGGAUAUUAUAAAGCACCAAAUUGGGCAGUUGGAAGUAAUGUUACCUUUUAUUGUGAUAUUGGAUACAAAAUUAUCGGCAGAGAUUAUCGACAAUGUACAGCUGAUGGUUGGGAUGGCAAGGUUCCAUUCUGCGAACCAAUAACUUGUGGUAAACCUGGGAAAAUUCUGAAUGGACAUUAUAAGGCUGCAAAUGAGACACUUGGAAAUAAAAUUAUCUUUUAUUGCAACUUUGGGUACAAGAUGGUGGGUAGGGCUUAUCGACAAUGUACAGCUGAGGGAUGGGAUGGUGAUGUUCCAACUUGUGAACCAAUAACAUGUGGCAACCCUGGAGAGAUUCUGAAUGGAUAUUACAGUGCUCCAAAUAAAACAUUUGGAAAUACAGUUACUUUUUAUUGUGACAUUGGAUACUCAAUGUUGGGUAGAGAUUAUCGGCAAUGUACAACUGAGGGUUGGGAUGGCGAGGUUCCAUCUUGCGAACCAAUAAACUGUGGUAACCCUGGAGAGAUUCUGAAUGGAUAUUAUAAGUUACCAAACAGCACAAUCGGAAAUAAAGUGAUCUUUUACUGUGAUGUUGGAUACAAAAUGGUGGGUAGAGAUUAUCGACAAUGUACAACUAAGGGAUGGGAUGGUGAUGUUCCAUCUUGUGAACCAAUAAACUGUGGAAACCCUGGUUCAAUUCUGAAUGGAUAUUAUAAAGCAUCAAAAUGGACAGUUGGAAGUAAUGUUACCUUUUAUUGUGACAUUGGAUACAAAAUUAUCGGUAGAAAUUAUCUGCAAUGUACAGCUGACGGUUGGGAAGGCCAGGUUCCAUCCUGUGAACCAAUAACCUGUGGUAACCCUGGGGAGAUUCUGAAUGGACAUUAUACGACACCAAAUGAGACGGUUGGAAAUAAAAUGUUCUUUUAUUGUGACUUUGGAUACAAGAUAGCGGGUAGAGGUUAUCGGCAAUGUACAGCUGAGGGUUGGGAUGGUGAUGUCCCAUCCUGUGAACCAAUAACCUGUGGUUACCCUGGUGAGAUUCUAAAUGGAUAUUAUAAUGCACCAAAUAAAACAGUUGGAAAUAAUGUUACUUUUUAUUGUGACAUUGGGUAUGCAAUGCUGGGUCGUGAUUAUCGGAAAUGUACACCUGAGGGUUGGGAUGGUGAGGUUCCAUCCUGUGAAUCAAUUAACUGUGGUAAUCCUGGCAACAUUCUGAAUGGAUAUUAUAUGGCACCAAAUGUCACAGCUGGAAAUAAAGUUACCUUUUAUUGUAACGCUGGAUACAAGCUGGUAGGUAGAGACUAUCGGCAAUGUACAGCUGAGGGAUGGGAUGGUGAUGUUCCAUCCUGUGAACCACAAAGUGCACUUGUAGGAAUGACUACCGGAAUUAACAUGGGUGUUGUUGCUGUCCUUGGCUUCAUUUUUUGUGUUGUGUGCUAUUAUCGAAAACGAUUAUCAUCAAACAAAGGGGAAUAUUACCUUGCCAGCAGUGUUCCCAUGAGCUCACCCGAUAACCAAAUGUCUCAUUCUGAAUCCUGUAAUCGUCCAGUAUAAUUGUUGACGAUUUCAAAUUAUAAAAGAUGGAUGUGUGUGUGUUUUCAACGUCCUGAAGAUAUGAGAAAUGGCAGACUUUAUAUAUGUUACCAAUACAAAAGCAAAAUACUGUGGAUGCUGGAGAUUUGAAAUAAAAAGCGUGCUGGAGAAACUCAGCAAGUCUGGAACGUGUGGCAAGAGAACCAGAAAGCGUUGUUUUUAAAAAAACUGUAUAUGUCAUUCCAGAUUUUAAAAUAAAUUUGUAAAACUUGUUUACAGAAUCUCUUUUUUUUUGUUUGUAUUUUAAUAUUAUUUUCUGUUGGUUCAGGCAGUUUCUUUUCACUUUAACAAUUAGCAUAUAUUUUGGGCAUCCACAUGCUCUAAGCAGUCUUUGAAUUUCAUUUGUGAUAACCCACUAUUUAAAUAUCUGAUAUUUUUCAACAGUAAAUAUAAUGGAAGCACUUACAUAUCCUAUUGGCUGACUCAUUUUUCAAAACCUGAAGUCCUAUCAUGUUUCCAUGGUAACAAUGCAUCAAACUGGUGCUACUGGGCUCAGUAAAAUGGCAUGUCUUCUUUUAUAAAACAAUAAGUACAAAUUAUUUGAGACGGUUGUUUUAUCAGCUGAUAAGAAACCCAUUCUACCUUUCUUAGGGAAGGCCCACUAAAUCACACAUGAAUCAGGUAAUGGCAAAGCUAAAGUAACUAUCGCAGCUCCAAGUGAAUCUUUAAGACACAACUUUACAUUAAUUCAAUUUAAAAGUUUUAAUUAUCAGGGCUAUCAUCUCAGCAGAUCAUGCCUAGUUGCGAAAGCAAUAUAUAUGCUGGCAGAAUAUGGAUAUUAAUCUGUGCUAAUACAAUAAGAAUUUCCAGACAUUUUUGUAAAAUUCUUUCAUAUCAUAUUAAUGCCACUGGCAAUGCCAUAGAUUGCCCAUCUUGAAGUGUCAUUGAGGUAAUACAAUUUCUAUCACCUCAAAUGCUUCCAUGCUUUUAUCUUGCAAUAAAACUGAAUAGACAUUAAUGGUUUUAUUAUGGUAAUGAAGUAUGGAGAUAAUGCUUUUUUGACAUCUGCACCUAAAUGCCAAAUCACUAUGUAUUUCCGUAUCAUUCAACCUUCCUCAAUUCAAGGUAUAAGACAGUCUUGAAAAUGUCUACGGGGAUAGUAGGAACUGCAGAUGCUGGAGAAUCC
Rhincodon typus (whale shark) is the source of this 6391-nucleotide messenger RNA. RefSeq names its product sushi, von Willebrand factor type A, EGF and pentraxin domain-containing protein 1-like. The transcript is spliced from 63 exons. The coding region runs from base 1 to 5226 and encodes 1741 amino acids. The record is from RefSeq and is a predicted model, not a curated record. Lineage: Eukaryota; Metazoa; Chordata; Chondrichthyes; Orectolobiformes; Rhincodontidae.